Messenger RNA from Dendronephthya gigantea, 2773 nucleotides. Its product is annotated as sushi, von Willebrand factor type A, EGF and pentraxin domain-containing protein 1-like. The coding region runs from base 156 to 2615 and encodes 819 amino acids. The transcript has 12 exons. Gene Ontology annotation, molecular function: calcium ion binding. NCBI's taxonomy places the organism in Eukaryota, Metazoa, Cnidaria, Anthozoa, Malacalcyonacea, Nephtheidae. The record is from RefSeq and is a predicted model, not a curated record.
CCAAGCCCAAGGCAGAGCGAUGUUCAUUUCUCCUGUGCGCACAGCUCUUGUAUAAAUUGACCAGAGCUUGACUCUGUUCUCAGUCAGAUAGAGUUAGUCGAGUUGGUUUCUACUCAGUGGAUGCGGAUCAGAAUUGAGAAUUUCAAGACCUAACAAUGUUGAGAAUUGCUUUGGUGGUGAUUCUGUUCCAGGUUUUUCUGCAAUCUGUUAUUACAGAAGCACUUUGCUGUGAUAUCAGAUCUGAUAUAAAAAAUCGUACCCUCGCUUACAACUUAUUGUGUUCAAAACAAGAUCAAAAGCUUGGGUCAUGCUGUCGUGUCAUAGAACAGGAAAUUCGCAGACAGAAAUUGGCGCUCAAAAUAUUGUGUCUAAACAACGAAACCAACCAUUGCAAGACAAACCCUUGCGACUUCAAUGCUGUUUGUGUCGGUCACUGUGACCACUACACAUGCACCUGUAAACCUGGUUAUACUGGUCCAGGAACCAAUUGUACAAAGAUCGACCCUUGCUCGUCCAAUCCUUGCGGCUUCAAUGCUAUAUGCACCAGCCAUUCAACUUACUACACAUGCACCUGUAAACCUGGUUAUACUGGUCCAGGAACCAAUUGUACAAAGAUCGACCCUUGCUUGUCCAAUCCUUGCGAUGUCAACGCUGUUUGUGUCAGUAACACUUACAAGUACACAUGCACCUGUAAACCUGGUUAUACUGGUCCAGGAACCAAUUGUAAAGUUAUUUCGGGAAAAAGUUGUGCUGAUCUCUAUAAAUUAGGAGUGAGGCAAGAUGGCGUAUAUACCAUCAAUCCUGAUGGCCUGGGAUCGUUUCAAGUCAGAUGUGAUAUGAGCAAAGACGGGGGUGGCUGGACCGUGUUUCAAAGAAGACAAGAUGGAAGUCAAGAUUUCUACCUUGGAUGGUCAGACUAUAAAGCAGGCUUUGGUGAUCUUGACGGCGAGUUCUGGUUGGGUCUUGAUAAAAUACAUCGUUUAACCAAAUCAGGGCAAAAUGUUUUACGAGUUGAUUUGAUGGAUUUCAAUGGCGCCGAGGCCUACGCUAAAUAUGAAAGCUUUAGUGUGGCUGAUGAAUCAGACAAAUACAGAUUGACUAUUGGCAAUUAUUCAGGUGACGCAGGUGAUUCUCUGGCUUAUCAAAAUCAAAUGAAGUUCUCUACCAAGGAUAGCGACAAUGAUGCUUGGAGUAAGGAUUGUGCUACGACCUACAAAGGAGCUUGGUGGUACAAGGGCUGUCAUUAUUCCAACCUCAAUGGCCUGUACCUGGGUGCAGGUCAGAUUAGUCACACUGGAAUAAAAUGGCACUGGUGGCACAGUCAUUCAAUGAAAAAGACAAUGAUGAAAAUUCGUCCAAACAAGUUUUAUCUUCGAGACCUAACAAUGUUGAGAAUUGCUCUGGUUGUGAUUCUGUUCCAGGUUGUUCUGCAAACUGGUUGCACAGAAGCACUUUGCUGCGAUGAUAUCAGAUCUGAUAUAAAAAAUCGUACCCUCGCUUACAACUUAUUGUGUUCAAAACACGAUCCACAGCUUGGAUCAUGCUGUCGUGUAAUAGAACGGAACAUUCGCAGGCGUAAAUUGGCGCUCAGAAUACUGUGUCCAAACAACGAAACCGACCAUUGUAAGUCAAACCCGUGCGGUCCUAACGCUAUUUGUGUCAGUCACUCUAACCACUACACAUGCACCUGUAAACCUGGUUACACUGGCCCAGGAACCAAUUGUACAAAGAUCGACCCUUGCUCGUCCAAUCCUUGCGGCUUCAAUGCUAUAUGCACCAGCCAUUCAACUUACUACACAUGCACCUGUAAACCUGGUUAUACUGGUCCAGGAACCAAUUGUACAAAGAUCGACCCUUGCUCGUCCAAUCCUUGCGAUGUCAACGCUGUUUGUGUCAGUAACACUUACAACUACAAAUGCACCUGUAAACCUGGUUAUACUGGUCCAGGAACCAAUUGUACAGUUAUUACCGGAAAAAGUUGUGCUGAUCUCUAUAAAUUAGGAGUGAGGCAAGAUGGCGUUUAUACCAUCAAUCCUGAUGGCCAGGGAUCGUUCCAAGUCAGUUGUGAUAUGAGCAGAGACGGAGGUGGCUGGAUCGUGUUUCAAAGAAGACAAGAUGGAAGUCAAGAUUUCUAUCGUGGAUGGUCAGACUAUAAAGCUGGCUUUGGUGAUCUUAACGGCGAGUUCUGGUUGGGCCUUGAUAAAAUACAUCGUUUAACCAAAUCUGGCCAGAAUGUUCUGAGAGUGGAUUUGAUGAAUUUCAAUGGCACUGAAGCUUACGCUAAAUAUAGAAACUUUAGUGUGGCUGAUGAAUCAGACAAAUACAGAUUGACUAUUGGCAAAUAUUCAGGUGACGCUGGCGAUUCUCUUGAUUAUCACAAUCAAAUGCAGUUCACUACCAAGGAUAGCGACAAUGAUGCUCGGUGGAGUAGUAAUUGUGCUAGCACACACAAAGGAGCUUGGUGGUACAACUACUGUUUUUAUUCCAACCUCAAUGGCCUGUACCAGGGUGCAGGUGGUUUUAAUAGUGAAGGAAUAAUCUGGUAUCAUUGGAAAAAUUCUUACCGACAUUCUUUAAAAAGAACGGAGAUGAAAAUUCGUCCAAAUUUGUUUUAAAAUAAAGACGAGUUUUAGGAGAGACAUAAACAUAUUUACGUCGAAGAAAAUCAAGUCAUUUCUGAAUCGUUAGCAGAACAAUGGGAAUUUUUAUUUUAGAAACUAUAAUGUUUUAGAAAUAGUUAACCGGGAGCUAUAAUAAACUGAAAGAUAAAUUA